Molecule: messenger RNA, 2763 nt
Organism: Eleginops maclovinus (Patagonian blennie)
Lineage: Eukaryota; Metazoa; Chordata; Actinopteri; Perciformes; Eleginopidae
Gene: vtna
Product: vitronectin a
Exons: 8
Coding region: 145-1848 (567 amino acids)
Biological process (GO): cell-matrix adhesion; immune response; cell adhesion mediated by integrin
Molecular function (GO): scavenger receptor activity; polysaccharide binding; extracellular matrix binding
Source: RefSeq, a predicted model, not a curated record
GUUUAUUUGCUCCAAUAGAAAGACGUUUGCAAAUAAGGUUAGAGUAAACAAGGGAGCGGGGUGACUGACACAUGUUUCCAAUGAUUGCGAGCAUGUGGUGCUUCAUUAUUUCUUCAUUCUGUCCUCUCACUCCGCAGAGACAACAUGAGGCUCUGGGUCUUCCUGCUGCUGGCUCUGAUCGCUCUGACUUUAGCUGCUGAUGAGUCGUGUAUGAGUCGCUGUGAGAAUGGCUUUGACUCAACGAAGACAUGCCAGUGUGACUCAAUGUGCAAAUAUUACAACAGCUGCUGCUCUGACUUCGAGGUCUUCUGCGGCUCGACGACUCGCGGGGACACGUUCGUGUUUGCGGAAGAUGAUGAUGAUGAUAGUGGGCUUCUUGAAAGCACCACUCCCACUCCCUCUUCCUCGCAUCAACGCUCAUCCCAUAGUCAGUCCAUCACUGCUAACAAUCGAAAGCUGAAGCCCACCAAGCAGCCCAUCUCAGACUUUGGUCACAGACAACAGGAACCACAUGAAACCACUCUAGAAAUGACCAGACCCCCUCGACUGAUGGAUGCCAUACUUCAGAAAACCCCUAUAACAUGGAAAGCACCCAUGGAGACUACACGGAUGGCUAGUGAUCCUCCUGUGACAGAGGCAGCAGCUGAGACCACCACCGGCCCCGUCACAACAGCCACCACUGAAGCUCCUGACCCAGAUGCUGUGGUCUGCAGUGGGAGGCCAUUCGAUUCCUUCAUGCAACAAAAAAAUGGCUCAAUAUAUGCCUUCAGAGGGGAUUACUUUUUUGAACUGGACAAAAAGACCGUUCUUCCUGGUUAUCCAAAGCUCAUAAAGGACGUGUGGGGCAUCAGCGGGCCUAUUGAUGCUGCCUUCACUCGUGUCAACUGUAAAGGGAAGACCUACAUCUUUAAGGGAAACAAAUACUGGAGGUUUGAUAACGGUGUUCUUGAUGAAGACUAUCCUCGAGAUAUCAGCGUGGGCUUUGACAAAAUUCCCGAUCAUGUGGACGCAGCGUUUGCUCUGCCGGCUCCUGGUCACAAUGGAAGGGAGAAGGUCUAUUUUUUCAAAGGGGAUCAAUAUCACACGUACGAGUUUUUGCACCAGCCAUCCCAUGAGGAGUGCAUCACCAUGUCAGAGAGCUCUCCGUCCAUAAUGUUCAGACGCUACACUGACGUAUACUACAACAACUAUGAGCGUGUCUUCAGCGAGCUCUUUUCUAGCUUGCCUCAGCACCACGACAAACACCACUUCAUUGACAAGGACUGGAAGGGCCUCAAGUCUCCAGUGGAUGCUGUCAUGGCUGGCAGGAUGUACGUCCCUCCUGUGAGGCCUGCGCAACGCCGCAAUUACUACCAGCCUGAGCAGCAGUGGAACCAGCAGAACCAGCAGUACGGACAGAAUUACCAGCAGUAUGGACAGCAGUAUGGACAGCAGUGGGGUCAUAGGAGGCAGAGCCGUUCACCCUACUGGGGCUCCACGGCUGACGGGAUGAACAUGGGCCAGGGCUUUGCAGACAGGGGGAUGGACAUGGGUCUGAGGUUGGCCGAGAGAGGGAUAGAGAUGGAAGAGAGACUGGGACGAAACUGGAACAGAAGAUGGGAUCAAGACUGGGACCAGGACAGACGGAGAGGCGGAAACCGGCAGAACAACAGAGGCAACCAAGACUCCCGGAACGUCGGGUCUGUCUCCAGGAGUCUACCCAUACAGAGCGUCUACUUCUUCAGAGGAGAGUCGUACUACAGAGUGGACCUGAAGACCAAGAGAGUGGACCCAGCCUCGCCUCCGUAUCCCAGAUCUAUCGCCAAGUUCUGGCUCGGCUGUUCAGACACCUCCGGGGCAGAGAAGUAGUUGCAAACAUUUGAGUUAUUUUAAUAUGACCAUUAGGACUGCAUUUGUAUAUAACUGAUUAUUCAUUUCCCCUGAAACUGGCAGUGUUGGCUUCUUGUAAAAUGUGACACAAAACGAACUGCUUGUCAACUUUAGCAAACAUUGGAGAUCAAUGAGGGUCCACACUGCUGCUCUCCACCGUUGUUGUGUGUUAGCAUGUCCAAAGUUCAAUUGGUGGAUUAAGGUUAUCUCAUCUGUUGUCAAAAUCAGUUGACCGAAUUAGUUAAACAACUAUAUUGAAAAUAAACUCUAUUUGGAAAGCCAGAAGAGAUUGGAUACUAGCACUCUGAAGAAGCACAGUUCUGUUCCCAUGUCUUAUAAUAUUCAAGGAGUUUGUUAGGUUCAUUCAAAAACUAACACAGAUGGUAAUUCAGGGACUUUUUUUUUUAAAUCAUGUAUCUACACAUGUUUAUUUUCCACUUUUUAAUCUUAAGCAUACAGUAAAUAACACAAUAUAAACAGGGUUGAUGAGACUUUUCAUCCACCAAGGGUUCAUAACAGUGGUACACAGAUUUCCCCCUGAGUAAUUAAAAGGAAAAUCCCUAAAAUGCAAUAAUGUGGUUUUACCUAACAGCAGCAUCGUGGAACUGCAAAGGUUAGGGAGCAGCCGCAGAUUGGACUUUGACCGUAGGUUGUAGAAAACAUUCUUACAAUUAUACUUUUCUGAUAUAAGGGCUAGUGUUAUAGGGCAACAUAUAAUACCACAUUAUACUACAGAGACAAAGCAACCUUGUUUACUUGAGGCGUUUUUUCCUUGAUGUUUGAACAACGUAUUUUGUUACUGAUUCAGAGUCACAUUUGAUCAGCAUAUUCACAACCUGUUACAUCUGUUCCAACAUGUACUAUAACAAAUAAAAAUGUUAUAUUUAAAAUGUU